AUGUUGAAGGUUUGCAUGUACUAUUUAAACUUGAUCAAUAAAAGAAAUUAUAUGACAGUUAAGAGGACAGAUGAUUGGUUAAAGAAAAGUACCGAUGACUACAAAGCUUUGGUAUAAUCUAAAGAUGCUAGAAAUCAAUUAAUCAUUUAAGCACAUAAUGCUCGUGGUAUUAGAAAUUAUUCUACAAUUGAAUAAGAGAAAUAUAACUCUAUUGAUAGAAUUGUUUAGCAAUAAGAGCAGGAAAUUAUUAAACGGGAAUCAAGUAUAAUAGAUGAAAAAUAGAAGAUUAUGAUCAAGCUUAAGGAGGAUUUAAAAAAUUCCCAGCUAAAAUAAAUUGAAGAAUGUAGAAAUAAACGUCUAUAGGAGAAAAAUUAUAACAAAACAGUAGAGGAUUAGCUUAUAAAUAGGAGCAUAAAUGAUUAUCAAGAAUAUCAAAUAAAGUCAAAGCUUGAGAAAUUUUAAAAGUAAUAGUAAAUGAAGCAAGAAUUGGAAGUGUUAAUGAGACUUAGAAAGGAAUAAGCUCAAGAGAAUAAGCUAUUACUUAAUCCGAUAGAAUUCUCAAUGAAUAAAAGAUCGUUAAAAGAAUUAGGCAUCGAAAAUUUUCAUGAUUAAUACGAGGAAGUAUUAUCACCGGGCCAAAUAUAACAGUUUUGA
This is a messenger RNA of Stylonychia lemnae, 654 nucleotides long. The record is from the annotation of a GenBank genome assembly. NCBI's taxonomy places the organism in Eukaryota, Ciliophora, Spirotrichea, Sporadotrichida, Oxytrichidae.